GGCCGCCGACCAGCGACGGGGCACGGCUCCCCGCGGUGCGUCGAGUCCGGCCGGCGGCCGGUGGCAGUCGGGGACACGGGUGGGUGGGAGUGCAGCCCGACUUCGGUGGAGCGGAGUCGCCUGGCGCGGAGCGGCCGGGGACUGUUCGCCGGGGGCGGCUAGGGUCUUCCACGGAGAGCGAGCCGGAGAUGGUGGACCAUCUUGUAAACACUGAGAUCAACAGCCAGCGCAUUGCUGCUGUGGAAAACUGCUUUGGGGCUUCUGGACAACCCUUAGCUGUGCCAGGAAGGGUCCUUCUAGGAGAAGGGAUUUUAACCAAAGAAUGCCGCAAGAAACCAAAGCCUCGCAUAUUCUUCCUUUUCAAUGACAUCCUCGUCUAUGGCAGCAUAGUCAUCAACAAAAGGAAGUACAAUUCCCAGCACAUCAUUCCCCUCGAAGAUGUCACUCUGGAGACGCUGCCAGACACCUUGCAGAUGAAGAACCGCUGGAUGAUUAAAACCUCCAAGAAGUCCUUUGUGGUUUCUGCAGCCUCCCUCACGGAGAGGAAGGAGUGGAUCAGCCACCUGGAGGAGUGCAUCAGGCACCUGCUGACGAAGAUGGGCCGGCAGCCCUCCACAGAGCAUGCAGCUCCUUGGAUCCCAGACAAGGCAACAGACAUCUGCAUGCGCUGCACACAGACCAAGUUCUCCACACUCACACGAAGGCACCACUGCCGCAAGUGUGGCUUUGUUGUCUGUGCAGACUGCUCCAGGCAGAGGUUCCUCAUGCCCCGACUGUCUCCCAAGCCCCUGAGGGUCUGCAACCUGUGCUACAGGCAGCUGCUGGCAGACAAGAAGAAAGAGGCAGAAGCAGAUCGCAGACAGCCAGAGCCAAUCUGCUCUGCUAUCCCAGGCUAUGAACCUUCCAGUGGUGAUGACAGUGACAAGUCUGACGAUGAUAAAACUGAGCAGUGGCCAGCAGACACAGAGUUUUAUACCUCAGAAGUAUCUUGGUCAGCUUUCCAUAGCUGACCUCCUUGGUCGAGUGGCAUUUAGACAUCGGAAAGCCAACUUCUGGCUUCCUGUGCAUGCCCUUACUGAUGUUUUCUCUGAAGACUGUGCCUGUGAAGGUGGAUCUUUGUCUCCUGUGUGUGGUGUCUGCAUGGUAAGCAGAGAUGGGGUUGCCCCUCUGAAAGUGCGUCUCAUACAACAGGAGCAAAAGCUCAGCAAAAAGUGCAGACUGGGGCAGAGACCUGUGGAUCAGCUUUGGCCAAACAAGUCCACCCUUUGGUGCCUUAGUCUUCCUAUCUGCAAAAACAGAGCAAUACUAAUCUCUUUUCUCAGAUUCUUUGAGAUGGCUCUUGGAAGAAAAAGGAGCAGGAAAUCUUGAAGUUAAACAUGCUAGUCUGCCAGCAGUGCAUUCAUCUGUCAUGGCAUGGGGCACUCCAGAUGCUGCAGGAGCAUCGCACCUACAUCAGGAGUGCAAGUGUGCCACCCUGAGGAGAUAGUCAUCCAUCUCUGCAGGAUAAGGUUGUCACAGGCUUCUGUUUCUACACCCAAGUCUCUCAACUUUGGAAACACAGUGCUCUGAAUGCAGGGACCUCAUAUGAUGCACCGAAACAUCCAUCUCUCUUAUGUGGAAAGAGGCCACUUUGGUGGUACUGGGUCAGAAGGGAGAAGGAGAGGGGAGAGGUGCUGGUGAAAUUACACAGAAGAGUGUUAUAGGGAGGGGAGAGACUCACCACAGUUGACUAAACUAAGUGCAGAGCCCCAGAUCUCAAAAACAGGCCAUUCCACCAGAUUAUCAGCAACUUGAUGAACUCAGGCCUAUUGGAUAAAAGGGUAGCUCAGGGGAGACUUGGAAAAGGUCUUGAAAAAUCCAAGAAAAUGCCCCAAAUUUAGAUCCUACUACACAGAGGACUUCACCUUUCACUUCUUUACUGAGCAGGAGCCUGAGGUAUUAAAUGUUCACUUGUGGGAUCGCCUCUUGUCUGUCGCUCUCACGACUGCAAAGUUAAGGUCCUUUAUGUACUUCCAAGAUUGGAGCCCAAGACUUUAAAGUUGAUCUCAAAUUAGCUGUAAAGUGCAAAUUAAGUAAGAAUGUUCAUGAGUGUUUUUUCAAGUAUUCUGUCAUGAUACAGCAGGGGAAUAAAUAUACUGAAAAUCAGACAACAGCAAUUGUUUUGCAGCAGACAUUUCCACAAACUCUGUAAUUACUUUUAGUAUAUUGUGCAUUUUAUGCUGUGGAAAAGAAACAUGGCUGGGAGUACACUGCCGGUGUUAUAAACUGUUUCCUCACCAUGACCUGUUCCAAAAACUACACUGCCUGCCAGAUGGCCAGACUUGUUUUUUUUUAAUUCAGUUCAAAGUAAUCAUUCUUACUGUUUUUUUUUUUGUAAACUGCCGCUAUUCUGAUGAAUUUGUAUUACUUGACUGUGUGUGAAUAAAGAUAUGGCCAGCAGGAAGAAGCCAGGAAAAUCUGACAA
Messenger RNA from Pogoniulus pusillus (Red-fronted tinkerbird), 2464 nucleotides. RefSeq names its product pleckstrin homology and FYVE domain containing 1 (gene PLEKHF1). NCBI's taxonomy places the organism in Eukaryota, Metazoa, Chordata, Aves, Piciformes, Lybiidae. Gene Ontology annotation, biological process: positive regulation of intrinsic apoptotic signaling pathway; endosome to lysosome transport; endosome organization. The record is from RefSeq and is a predicted model, not a curated record. Gene Ontology annotation, cellular component: early endosome; lysosome. The coding region runs from base 189 to 1010 and encodes 273 amino acids. Gene Ontology annotation, molecular function: phosphatidylinositol binding; metal ion binding. The transcript has 2 exons.